Messenger RNA from Dunckerocampus dactyliophorus (ringed pipefish), 11408 nucleotides. RefSeq names its product calcium-binding protein 2-like. The coding region runs from base 94 to 849 and encodes 251 amino acids. NCBI's taxonomy places the organism in Eukaryota, Metazoa, Chordata, Actinopteri, Syngnathiformes, Syngnathidae. Gene Ontology annotation, molecular function: calcium ion binding. The transcript is spliced from 9 exons. The record is from RefSeq and is a predicted model, not a curated record.
GGUUACUUGAGUUGAGACACACACACACCUUAUUUAUCAUCCCAGUCUAACAGGGAAGAAAUUAAGUCUCUUUGUACCUGGUGAAGAAGCACAAUGUCCGUAAAAAGUGCAAAGUUGGGACCUGAAAGUCGACCAUCUUCUGCGGCCAGCAUGUCUCCUCGAGGGGGGAGGGGUCCACCAGCUGGCAGAUCCCCGACCGCCGGUAGAUUUAAAAACAAGGCUCUUCAGCUCAGCCUCUCCAAGAAAUUCUGCUCCAAGUCUCCUGCGACUCCAAAAAAGAGCAGCGGUAGUGGUGAGGAGAGCCGUCGGCGCAGUAAAAGGAGCCUCAGCAACAGUUCAGCAGUGGCUGCCGCCUACAUUGCCUACCUCAAUAAACUCUUUGGACAGGAGAGAGAGCUGAUGCCACUGGAGUUAGAUGAGCUGCGAGAGGCCUUCAAGGAGUUUGACUACGAUGCGGAUGGCUUCAUCCAUUACAAAGACAUUGCAGACUGCAUGAGGACUAUGGGCUACAUGCCGACAGAGAUGGAACUCAUCGAAAUCAUCCAGCAAAUCAAGAUGAGAUGGGGUGGCCAUGUAGACUUUGAUGACUUCUGUGAGUUAAUGGGCCCAAGGAUGCUGGCUGAGACUGCACACAUGGUCGGCCUCAAGGAGCUCCGUUGUGCCUUCAAACAGUUUGACAGCAACGGCGAUGGAAAGAUCACGCUGGAGGAGCUGAAGGAUGCCAUGAAGACCCUCCUGGGUGAGAAACUGAAGAAGGGUGAGCUAGAGGAGAUCCUGGGUGACAUUGACCUCAACAAAGAUGGCAACAUCGACUUUGAUGAGUUCGUGAUGAUGCUCUCUGCUCGAUGACCAAGAGGGGAAGAGGACGGCACACAACCACAUCUGGACCUGUAAUUUAGCCUGACUUGCCGUGUAUGGGAAAUUAAUAAACGUGGAGUUGGUGCAAAGGAUGAGUUAUGAAAGGUGUAAUUGAAAGCAAUGGUGCUGCAAUGUCGCCCCCUUGUGGCUUUAAGGGGACACAAGCAUUCCCCUUAUAGAGUUCACUUACAAAUGGGCUUUGGCAAUUGAUUUUUUUAUUGAAAAUUGUUCCGAUCGUUAACUUAAACACAAUCUCUCCAAAAAGCCAAGUGAUUUACAUAGAACAAAGCCAUGAGUGAUGGAAAAAAAACACUAUCUUAACACACUUCAUACCAUGAAAGGAAGGAAUGGUAACCUAGUGUAACUUUAAACCACAAUGUUCAAAACUGUUAUAAGGCAAAUGCAGAAACAGUGCAGGUUCUCAACUCCAGUGCAGUAGGAACUGGAUACUUAAUAUUAAAGGUCUGCCUGACAGACGCAUAUACAGUACACUGAAUGCAAGUUCAUAUUGCAAUAUGCCCUAUUGAAUAUAUUUCAGUAGAAACAUUAGGUCAGAAUGUAUAAAUAUUCUUCCUCAAAACCUAUUUCAAUUGAUUCAACACAGUUGAACAUUUGACUAUAGAAGAGAGAUGCAAUUAGACAUUCUCACGCUUUGUGAGCUAACCUUUGGAAGAUUUUAGUAUGGGUGGAAGAUUUUCAUGAGGAUGAGGAAGCGGGCUCAUGAGUGUUUCUCUGCAUCACCGUAUAUUAGCGAAGUGAGCACAAGAUGUCGCUCAUUAAACAGGCGAUGGAAGCUUCGCACAUACGUAAGCAGGUUGCACUUACUUCAAUUUUUCUGCAGCAUUCUGGAUUUCCCUCUUCAGAAACCAACUUUCUUACCGUUUUCAACAAGGUGUGACGUAACCCAAACCAUCUCAAAGACUACUUAGUAGCUUUCAUGUGAAUAGUACAAAAUCUACAGUCAUCAGAUGUCAGGAAGUUCAUUUCCACAUUCUAAGUGCAAGUCGCACUGUUUCUUUGAGAUUCAUGUCUGAUGGUAACAUAGAAUGUGUGUCAAUGGAAGUAUCCCUGAGGCGGUUUGGCCACAUCUCAACCACUUCAAGAAUGAUUCAGGUUCUUAACUCAGUGGAAGGAUCGGGGGUGGAGGAACAAAAAUAGCCCAUGUAGAAUGCAGAGAAGAGGAAGCCCUAGUUGUUGGGGAUGCUCUGUAGAUAUGUGAGGAUGUGCCGGAUCUUCUCCAGACGCCAUUUGAGGCUGGUCAUGGAGAGGACACACAGCUGGUAGCGCCGGUCGACAGGCAGGACAGCCAGGAGCCACCAGCAGCAUGCUGGACCGUUAGGAGUCGCCUAGACCACAGGAGACAGGACAUUAUAAUUGUCACUCAAAUCAGAAAAUGUUGGCACUUAAAGCAGAACCGACUAUUGUUCAUAUAAUAACCAGGAUUAAUUUUGGCCAGGCUCAAAGUGCAAUUAUAGCCUGGCAUGGGCCGGUUACCGGUUUCAAGGUAUACCAAAGUAUGAAGAAGUCGGUUUCAAAACUACGAAAAUUGUGCGUCAAGUCCUGUUAUUUCUCGCCGUCCAAAGUGGGCUUUGAUGUGUUGAAACCACAGGCGUGUUCUAUGCUGCCAUACAUCGGGCAUAGAUGUGCCAUCUAUGCCUGUGCCAGGCGUUGUUAGCUGCCUCAUUAGCAUUAAGCACCGCCGGUACAGCCUCGCUGUUGUGGGUCGACAUAUUAGUCACGUGGAGGGUCGUCACCAAAUGUGUUAACAAUCCCAAUCCGGAAACGCAAGUUCGUGGAGAAGUGUGACCAGCCACUAUGAAAUAACGUAACAUUACGUAUUUUUAAAAGUAUAUUUAUAUGCUCUGACCUUCUUGGGUCACUUACAUUUAUUUGCAUUUUUCUUUUUUUUUUCUUUUACUAAAAAACAGUAUUGUGUUGUAACUUGAGUUGGCUAUAGGUGUGUUACUUCAUGUCUAAAGGGCUCUGAUAAUGUUAAAAAACGUGAUUAUAAGGUCGCAACCAGAUUUUCUCAGCUCUAACUACAAAAUAUUCAUUUGAUAAAUAAGGAAUCCCACUUUGUGGAAAUUCACUUAUCACGGUCAGGCCUGGAAUCAAUUAACCACGAUAAACAAGGGAUUACUGUUGUAUAUUUACCAACUGUAUUAGGAAAAUGGUUCAAAUACUUGUCAUACUCUUUUCGGACAUGUUGAAUUGUCCAUGUUCCCAAUGUAACUUGUUAAGGACAAACCAUUCCUGUCAUGUGGCUGUUAGCCACGGUAAGAGAUUUUCUUUACAAGGAGACUAAGGACACGCUGCAGCAAAGUGGAGACUGUGGCGUGCACUAUUGCUGGUAUGGGCUCGGCACGCUUGGAGCCUUGGCUUUUGUCAAUGGAAAACCAUCAAAAAUGAGCUUUAUUGAGACUACAUCCACUUAUACUUUCAAUUCCAUGAAGAUGAAAGAAAUUGAGCGUCACAUCUGAUAAUAUAUUUCAUUCACAUUUGGUGAAUAAAAUCCUCCACAGUGCCAGUUCAGCCUGCGCAUCAGAUUGACAAGGGGAUUCUCUUCAUGACACUUGUGACGUAAAAGCACUGAUAGGAUUAGCUAUGAAGCACCCAUAAAGCUCUUCAGCCAAUAUUGUCAAAAGACUCCGCCUCCGUGGGUGUCCUCUGGAGCAGGAGCUGUAAUCCUCUUCACCAUACACUGUACACAACAAGCGCUUUCUAGUAUUAGGGACCUCUAAGGCUGUUAAGUCCACGGUAAUGUAGGUUUCCCGAAAGGAAGCAUCAAUGGAAUUGACUCUCUGGAGGGCCUAGAAGACCUUCGUGGUCUUAUAGAUAGACCAUGCACUCUCCAACUCAUAGGUGCUAUUAAAUUAACUUCACACGUCAUGAAGCCAUAUCUAUGUAUAAACAAACUAUACUUCAUACGCCCCGGUUUUUAUUUCACCAAAAUGUCGCCUCAGUUUUUGUACAAUAUUGCACGUAACAAGCUAGUCCAUUCGCCCUGUACUGUGCUCAAACAAAGCACCCUACGCGUGGCUGACUCACUGUCCAUGCAUUUUUUUUUUUUUUAUUGAGGGCGACUGCUUAAUAACCCGCCAUGGGGCCAAAGAAAGUUGUGAAUGCCAGCAAUUUAAUAAAGAAGGCGAGGAACACUAGUGAAUUUGAUCUUGCCAACAAUAAGUUCCAUCCAUAAUUAUAUUGCAUUGUUUUCUGUAUGUAAAACUAUUUUUUUAUAUUUUUGCAUGUCCCAAAUGGAUUAAUUGUAUUUUUGUUAUUUCCUUUGGGAAAAAUUGCUUCAGUUAUUGUAUGCUUGAGGUUUUUGUCUGAUCUUUUGUCACAAAGUAAUAACGAAAACUUAAGUUAAACCGAAGUACCACUGCACGUUGAACUGAUCGUAAUGAGUGGCAGAGCACCUUUUGGCCCUUUAGAUCAAUAUCUGUUAAGUAGCUUAUACAAACGUAAGCUGGGUAUCAAUACUGUAUUACUCUAUUUAGCCUAAUAUAAGAAUCUCUUUUUCCAAGAUCCGUUUUUGGCACAAUAUUUUUUAAAACCAAAUCGAAGACAAAACUGUUGUUGUUUGAUAACUAGCCCAAGCGGGUCUUUUUUCAGCGGCUGCAUCUCCUCAGAUCACCCAUAAAUUACAGUUUUAAUUUUGGUCCGUAAACACGUGACUCACUCAAGAACUAGUUACAGUGGAAGAAUACACUAUGUGCUCAAUAUUGGCCGCAUUUGUCUCAAUUGCUCAACUGUUAUUUCUCACACUAGAAAUUACUGGCAAUUACCAAAAGUCCAAAUUUUCCUCUCAGACUACUGUCAUUCCGUAUUGAAAGUUGGAACAAGACAAAUCAUCUUAUAUUCUGAAUUGAUUGAUGCUGUACAUGCAAACCAGCAAGAGUUGCCAAAUGAAUUCUUUCCAUGCAUGUCAGAGCUUUUCUUCCUGUCAUUCACACACACGGGGAGACCCUCUAGGGGAAAACAAAGUAUCUCAAAGGUGGGGCAAAACGUGUCUGGAAAAAGAGGUUUUUUCUUAUAUUCUGGACAUGUAGACUGGAAUGCAAAGAUUUGAAAGGAAAAUGUGCAUUUGUGUACAAGGACAAGAACAGGACAAGAGAUGUACCUGGAUAUCAGCUUCUGGCUCUGGCAUUGGUCCAAAGUGCUGUAGGAUCUGGUUGUGAAAGUGCAUCUUGAGAUUCUGGAACCAGGCACGGGCCUGCUCAUACACAGCAUCGUGCAGUUCUUGUAGGCUCUCCAGCUCUUCGCUGUCGUCCACCUACAAGUCAAUAUUGAGCACACAUCGGUGACUUUUCGAGUCUGAAACAGUGGCGAUUAUGUAAGAAGGGCUUUGGCGUCACUGCCAGGAUGAUAGUGGAGGUUUGUACCCGAAUGUCUUCCAAAUGCUCUAUGUCAGCAAUACUGUAACCGUCCCUCAUUCCUCGAGAGAGGACACGGAAGCGAUUCCCUCCAAUGGUGUCCACCACUGAUCUACCAUCAGGCAAGAAGUGGACACUCCGGAUGAUGAGCAUGCAUCCAUAGUCAACGAACCUGCAGGGGAGGAUUCCAUGUUUUUAAUAAAGAAAAAAUGCUUGGCAAGUGACACGUACGUCAUCAAUGUGCUACUAAUGGUAAGAUGCCUACAGCCACACGAUUCAGUCUUUCCAGUUUUAAGGUUUUCCAAGUACAAUGACUUGUACAAACACCUUCUUGUCUGCAGACUUACCCUUUCUGCGGGUCGCUAAUACACAUCCCGAACUGCCGUGUGCCCGUGUCCACGCAGCGGCGGAUCAUGAGGCGGUAACGUGGUUCGAAGACAUGCAGGGGGCAAGGCACGGUGGGGUAUGCCAUGGUACACACAAAGAUAGGCACAUUCUUCGUUAAGCUGAAAGAAAGAUAGACCAAAGACAAUUAGGUCCUCCUCUGGCAAGUAAAACACAAGCCAAGACAAAAAGUAGCUAACUUACUGAGAAAGCUCUCUGGUUUCCUCCAGGUGAGAUUUAGAUCUCUCUUCAUACUCUUUACCCAAAUACUGUUUGAUCAGCACAUCCAAGACACUUGUCACCAUGUACUUCCUACAUGCUAAAUACUUGGGGAGGAGCGGUCCGUGAGUAAACACACGGUACAGUUCUUAAUUACUGACAAUGAAGCAGAAGUGUGCACCCUUCCUCACCUCUUUUAGGCUCUCUUUACAGAGGGGACACUGCGGUGUGUGGUCCAAACAACGUUCCAGACAGUUUUUACAAAAGGUGUGGCCGCAUGGUGUCGUCACAGGCUCGUACAAUAACCUAGUUUGGACACAUGAUCAAAGUCAAGCACUUUCUUGAUCACAUUUCAAAUUUUACAAUCACAAAUAAGCCCCUAUAGACUGAUGCUGUUACUCUCGAAAUCCAAUUACCGUAAUUUCCAGACUAUAGAGCGCACAUGUAUAUUAGCCGCACCCACUAAAUUUAAAGAGAAAAAAAAGAUUUAUACAUAUAUAGGACGCACUUUUCUAAAAGCCGCAGUUGUCCAUGUCGUAACAUGGGAUAUGUAGUACACAGAAAGAUUUUUUAAACUUUUGACUGAAUUAAAAGAACAGUGCGUGUAAUACGGUAAGCUAAACAGUGCCGAACAGUGCCUGUAACUUACCAGAUAAGUCAUUCAUCGCCAUCCUCCUCCUCCUGAACUAAAACCACUCAAGUCGUCUUCUUCAGCAUCACAAUUGAAGAGCCUCAUAAUUCCUUCUUCACACAUUUUUUAAGUCUCUCUCUCUCUCUCUCUCUCUCCUUGUCGCUCUUUGUGUCACUUUUGUCUCGAGCCAUUAGCCAUUUGGCUUGAGCUAAAGCUCUUCAUGGCGGUCCGAGUAGUCCAAACAGAAGCUGUAGUAAUUCUACACUUGAUCAAACUUACUUAAGAUGUGUCAGAGAUCGCUGCAUAAGACUUCAAAACAUCAAGUCUUCACUACUUCCUGAAGCUGCACUCUAAGCAUCAUGGGCAUUGUAGCUUUUAGCCAUAAAUUAGCCGCUUCACUGUAAAAGUCGCAGGUUUCAAAGCAUGAGAAAAAAGUAUCGGCUUAUACACCCCUGAUUAAGAUCUUAAGAUCAGUUGAAAAAUUGCAAUAAUUUACAUUUUGCACUGUUGGAUCUUAAGCAAGUUCAAAGUUGAGCUUCAAAAUGCAAAAAGAAUAAAUCGGUAGUGAGACAAAAAAAAAAAUUAAUAAGCAAUUUACUGCAAGCUUAAGACCAUAGAUAAAAAAAACUUAAUACUGCCCAAAAAUAUAAAAAUGUGAGAAUGUUGACAUUGAAUCCACAUUUUUGCCAAGAUUUUGGCGUUACAAAGGCCUCAAUGGGUCUUAACUUUUGAUCAGCUGAUGAACAGCCCAUUUCACUUGUUUGCAAUAAAUUGCUUUCAUUUUGAAGCUCUACUUAGAACCUCCUUAAGAUCCAAACAGUGCAAAAUGUAAAUUCUUGCAAUUUUUCAACCAAUCUAAGAUUUUGAUCAAGAGUGUACACCGGAAAUUAUGUUAGUGUACGUAGCCUCACCUCAUGCAGAGGGCACACUCAAGAUCAUUGGGGUCAAUGAGGUUCUGGGAAACACUUCUACAGGUUUUAGCUUGGGCUUUUUUGGAGCUUUUCUUCAAACCUUUAAGAAAUGAAAAGAAUGCAAUCACUUUAGUCAAACUGGAAAAUAUAUAGUCAUCCCUCGUUUAUCGCUGUUAAUUGACUCCAGACCAGACCAUAAUAAAUGAAUUCACACAGAGUACGAUUCCUUAUUUAUAAAUCAAAUAUUUUCUUAGCGCAUAAAAAACCUGUUUACCACCUUCUACAUACGUUUUUUAAUUUUAUUAUGGCCCUCUAGACAUAGAAUAACACCCACCAAGUCAUAAAUAAAAUUUGUGCUCGUGUGUGUUUCAAGAAAUGCCUUCCUGAGAUUUAAAGUUGAUUUUUAGCUGGAGUACAGCCCCAACAAUACCACGUUUUGUUAUUAUUAUUAUUAUAAUGAUGAUGAUUAUUGUUAUUAUUGUGCUUGUUAGAUAAUUCAAACCUGCAAUAAUUGGUGAUAACGACCAAGUCUGGAAAACACUUAAUUUUGGCCAAGAAUCAAAAUUUUGAGUAAAAUGUGCUUAAUAUGCAUAUUUUUAACUAAUAAUAUAAACAAAUAAUAGAAACGGGUCAUUUAAAUAAUUUUUGAAAAACAGCCAAAGUGAGGGCGUGAUGUCUGAACCGCAAUGUGACGAGGAAUGACUACAGUAUCACAGUCCCCACAUUUCAGCCAAAUUUCACAACAUUGUCACUUUUCAUUUUACUAUCUUUUCAAGGGACAACACUGUAGAUGUGAAGAACUGUCGUUUUUUUCUGUUAAAGCCACACGAGAUUGGUGAAAAUGCAUGGUGCAGUAUGCCUUGACACUAAGCAAAAGGUGGCCGGAGGCGUUGGACACACAAGCAAGCUGGAAAUGUGAGGAAAAUGUGUAGCAGGAAACUAUCAUCUUCACUACAGACAACUGACCUGGGAUGCUGCUUUUUCUUUUAGUUUUGCACAUUUUCAUUUGCCUUUUGCUGUGUAAUGGGCUGUUAAUGUUGUGUUGUUUCAUUGUAAAUAGUUGGAAAUGCACAAGUAGUACAAAUCAGAUUGGACGUUUUUUGUCCGAGAUGGGUCUCUGUUUUUGUAGAAAUGUGUUCUAUGUUGAGCACAUAAAUUAGGCCACAAAAAUAAAACAUUUUUACAUGACAAAUUUAUUUGAAUGUAUUAGAUAUUAAUUUACCGGUAAGCAACAAAAAAAUCAGAGCCAUUUAGAAGCCGAAUGAGCUGGCUCUUUUUAGGGAGCCGAGCUAAAAGAACCAGCUCCCUUAAAAGAUCUGAUAUUCCCAUCACGAGUGUACAGCUGGGAUAGCAGGAUAGCUUUACUACAUUGAAAAUAACUGAAAACACAGUAAGUGUUGAGAUUCAUAUUUUCCCACAAUGAAACUCCCCAGUGCUGGCAGCACUCAUGCCGCCCCAGACCAUGUCGACAAUUACCUGGUACUCACUUGUCCUACCAGCUAUUUCGACAAUAACGGCUGUCUGUGGAGUCAUUUUCAGAUUCUUAUAGUAUUGUCCCUUAAGAGGCUGUCAUAAAAAUGGUUGUUUUGUAUGACUUAACUACUCAGUGUAACCACUAACAAUCCUGAGGAGAACAAAAGAAAUCCCUGCACAAUGACCUACCUUGUUUUUUAUGCUUGCUACCCCCCUUGUCCACAAUGCAAAGCUCUGUGUCACAAACAGACAACUUCCUCUUCAGCAAGGUCGUCUUCUCCUCGCCUCCAAGCUGAGGAGCGGAGCAAACCCUCUUCAGACCCCCACCGCCGAUCGCAUUGUCAAAUCGAACCGAAUCAGCUCGGCUCAGACCAGGACGCUUAAGACUCCCCCGGCGUUUCUGUGGAGUCAAAAAGAAAAUGAUGAGGAUAUUCUCACAUACAAAUGCAAAGCCUUAUGGCUGCAAUUCUUCUCUGCAGACCCGCUGUUUGUCUAUUUGCCUGUGUGCCGACACAGCACUGACCUGUUGUUGGCUCAGUCUUUGGACUGGACUAUGUUGUCUGGCUUGUGCAUCAGCCACAAUGGUUUUAUUGUGCAGAUGGGCCACUGGGUUUUGUGCCGUUUCCCUCACAAUGACCUUGACGUUGUCACCGGACGAAGAGAGCAGGUCGCAGAAGAUCUGUAAAAAAAAAAAAAAAAAAAAAAUGUAGUAAUGCAGUAUAUGGCCAUUCCCAUAGUUUUUUAUCAGUCCAACUGGUCAUUGUCAACACAUUUAUUUGUUGAAUCAGUCUCAUUUUUCCUUUUAAAGAUUACCAACAGUGGCUUCUGACGGUUUCAUGUCAAACUAGUGCCAAGCAGAUUCUGCGUUAAUGCAAGUUUGUUAUUGUAUACAAUGGCACAACUCUGUCGCUUAUACACUCCUGAUCAAAGUCUAGACCAGUUGAAAAAUUGCUAGAAUUUGCAUUUUGCACAUUUGGAUCUUAAUGAGGUUUUAAGUAGAGCUACAAUAUGCAAAAACAAGAAAGGGGGGAGUGAGACAAUUUUGAAGAAGUAAUUUAUUGAAAACAACAAUUAAACUGAAAUAGGCUGUUUAUCAGCUGAUCAAAAGUUUAAGACCAUUGCUCAAAAAAUAAAAAAAAACUCCAAACCAGAACAAAAAAUGUUCUCAGUAGGACUCAGUAAUGAGUAGCUCCACCCUUCUUGUUAAUCACUUCAAAAAUUGGUUUGUGCAUGCUUGAUGCGAGUGUUUCCAGGAGGCUAGUGUGAACAUUUCUCCAAAGUGGUGAAGAUGACUCCACGAAGGGCAUCAACUGUCUGGAACUGAACUUCCCUUGCCAUCCAUCUCUAAAUGUUCUCUAUGGGAUUUAAAUCAGGGGAACAUGCAGGAUGGUCCAAAAGAGUGAAAAAGUCCUUGGUCAAGCGAGCAUUGUGAACUGCAGCGUUGUCCUGUUGAAAAACCCAGCUGAUACCACACAGACGAGGGCCCUCAGUCAUGAGGGAUGCCCGCUGCAACAUCUGCACGUAAGCAGCUGCCGUUUGACGACCUCGCGCCACCUGAAGCUCCAGUGUUCCACUGAAUGACAAAGCACCCCAGAUCAUGAUGGACCCUCCACCACUGUGCCGGGUAGAAAACAUCUCAGGUGGGAUCUCCUUGUCAUGCCAGGAACGUUGGAAGCCAUCUGGAUCGUCAAGGUUACAUUUUUUCUCAUCAGAGAAUAAAACUUUUUCCCACCUUUCAAUGUCCCAUGUUUGAUGCUCCCUGGCAAAGUCUAAAAGGGGAGUUUUGUGGCAUUGAAGGUGACAAGGUCUUUGAAUUCCUUUUUUGUUUUUUAAACCCUUUUCCAGCAGAUGCCGUCUGAUUGUUAUUGAGCGGCAGCCGGCACCAGUAAGGGCCUUAAUGUGGGUCGAAGACCGCCCUGUGUCUUCUGUGGUCAGCCAAUCGGAUCCUCCGGCUCAGCGCAGGUGUGACUUUUUUGCGUCUACCACUUGACUUUUUUGUUCCAUCAUGCUCAGGAUCUUUCAAAAAAUUUAGAAUGACUGAUUUACUGCACCCAACCUCAGCAGCAAUGGCACACUGCGGCCUCAACUAUAAAGCUUGCAUAUGCACCAAAGCGGGUCAAAAACGUACAAACACCAUUCCACGCCAAGUAUGUGAUCUAUAAAAACCAGAGCUGCUGAUCGAUUAAAAUAUUUAAUCGCUUAUAGUUAACCUAUAAGUCAAAUGAUUAACAUUCUUAAUCAGAUUAAUCACGGUUUUCAAAUUAAUCAUGAUUAAUCACCAUGUCACAUGAAAUGUCACACGAAGUCAGCUAUACCUUAUCUAAUCACCAUGUCACACUAUGUUAGCUGUACAUUAUCAUAUUACCUUAUCAUUUUCCUCUGUAUUUUAAACUAGUAAAGAGUACAUUUAAGAUACAGGAAGUGAACCAAUGUAUGUGAAACAGGUGGUGGGUAGGAUUAAAUAAGCUUUGCUUCUUCCUAUUCUUUUUUGGACAUGUAGAACAGUGAAAUGUACUAUGUGAUGUAUUCCAAAGUAACUUGUAUGCAUGUUCAAAAUAA